Lutzomyia longipalpis is the source of this 974-nucleotide messenger RNA. It is a transcript of the gene Ddrgk1, whose product is annotated as DDRGK domain-containing protein 1. Lineage: Eukaryota; Metazoa; Arthropoda; Insecta; Diptera; Psychodidae. The transcript is spliced from 2 exons. The coding region runs from base 63 to 941 and encodes 292 amino acids. The record is from RefSeq and is a predicted model, not a curated record.
AAGAACAAGAAGAAAGUGUUCGGAACGAGACACUGGAAAGUUUCCUUUUUUCCUUUAGAAAAAUGGAUCUCUACGUGCUAAUUGGGAUUGCUGUGAGUCUCUUAAUUGUCCUCCUGACCACCCUGUUCUUCCUACGCAAACAGACACCCAAGAAAGAUGAUAAUCCGCCCCAGGUACGACGUGGGGCCCCAAUGCGGGUGCAGGAGGGUAUUCCGAGACGUGCCCAACUUGCACGGAAUCAGAGGAAUCGUUUGAGGCAGGCAAACGCCGCAGAGGCAGCUGCUGCAGAAGAUGAUGAUGUGGAGGAGGAAGGAGCUGAUGAGGAGGGUGCUGAGAGGGCAGUUCCUGAUUUUUCAGGUGAAAAAAUGGGUACAAAGAAGCGAGCAAAGCUCGAAGCAAAGGCUGAGAAGAAGGCACAGCGUGAGGCGGAGUUGCGCGUGAGGGAGGAACGAAAGAAGAAGGAAGCUCUGCAGGAGGAGGAACGUCGGAAGUUGGAGGAGAAGGAACGUGAGGAGGAGAAGGCACGUGAAGAGGCGGAAAAGAGGGCACAGGAAGAGCGCGAGAGGAAGGAAUAUGAGGAGUAUUUGAAGCUUAAAGCUUCCUUUGACGUUGAAGAGGAGGGCUUUGAGGAAGGUGAUGAAGAUCAGGAGAAUCUCCUGAAGGAAUUUGUGGAGUACAUUCAGCGAAAUAAGGUUGUGGUGCUGGAGGAUCUUGCCACGCACUUCAAGAUGAAGACACAGGCUGUCAUUGAUCGUAUCACGGACCUGAAGAAUGGGGGAACCCUCACAGGGGUGAUUGAUGAUCGUGGGAAAUUCAUUCACAUCUCCGAAGCUGAACUUCAGGCUGUGGCUAAGUUCAUCCGGCAACGUGGGAGGGUAUCAAUAGUAGAAUUGGCUGAAUCCAGCAAUACCCUCAUUAAUCUUGUACCUGUUUCUACGUAAUGGGAAAUAAAGUUUGACUUACUUUUUCAUAAU